Messenger RNA from Bicyclus anynana (squinting bush brown), 975 nucleotides. RefSeq names its product protein spaetzle. NCBI's taxonomy places the organism in Eukaryota, Metazoa, Arthropoda, Insecta, Lepidoptera, Nymphalidae. Bases 171 to 902 code for a protein of 243 amino acids. The transcript is spliced from 6 exons. Gene Ontology annotation, molecular function: growth factor activity; Toll binding. Gene Ontology annotation, biological process: regulation of Toll signaling pathway; central nervous system formation; innate immune response. The record is from RefSeq and is a predicted model, not a curated record. Gene Ontology annotation, cellular component: extracellular region.
GCCAACAGCCAGUUGACAUUCAGCCACAGAAGCUGACGCAUGUACUAUUCGAGAUUGUUUUUCGUCAUUUCACGUCUGUUAUGUUGUGAUGUAAAUAUGGUGUGAAAAAUGAUUUUCUUAAUAUAGGCAGUGCUCGAGAACUACUCAGUGUGUGGAUUUGUGGACGAAAUAUGCCAAGAAAUCAAUAUGACAUGGCCUGGAUACUUCGCUGCAUUCUUUGGGUUUCAUUGUUUCAGCUACCUGUGCACACCACUGCGGUAGCGGAGAGCAGGUCCGUACGGGAGGGAGAGAGAGCCGCCAACCAUAAGGCCAACGGUUCGUACAAAAUACUGAAUAGACUUGUGAAGCCUUUUGUCAGUAAACGAGUAGAUGACAAAGUCGUGUUCCCCGGAGAGUACGAGAGGGUGGGCACGUACGAAAAGCCUGUGAUACCUGAACAGUGCCAGGAGAUAGGCAUUUGCGAUGACAUACCCAACUACCCCGAAGACCUUGUUUCGGAUUUACUUCGUGAUCUCAUGAGACAGAACAGAACGAGGUUCAACAAGGAUAAAAUAUUGGAGGUGCCGCUAAUAACGCAGAGGAUUGGACCUGAACUCGACGUCAUCGAACUAUGCGAAACAGAAGAGAGGAUCUAUGCACCGCGAGCAGCGCAAGACAGAAACAAGGAGUGGCAAGUUAUACUCAAUGAUAGGAAACAGCCACAGCAAACGUUCCGAGUGGAAAUAUGCAAGACCAAAGAAUCGCCGUGCUCAGCGAUAGCGUAUUUCCAAAACGGAUACGUUGCAAAAUGUGUCCAAAAAUAUAUGUUAAGAAAUAUGUUAGCUGUUAAUGAUAGGAAGGAGGUGGUCGAGAUGCCGUUCCAAGUCCCCAGUUGUUGUUCCUGCGUCGCCAGACAGACGUGAUGCUGGCAAUAGCGGGAUCCGGCUCGAAGGACCAAUUGUAUCAUAUUGUAUUAUAAUAAAUUAUGUUAUAGAA